Messenger RNA from Melanotaenia boesemani (Boeseman's rainbowfish), 1392 nucleotides. It is a transcript of the gene tmem74b, whose product is annotated as transmembrane protein 74B. The record is from RefSeq and is a predicted model, not a curated record. Lineage: Eukaryota; Metazoa; Chordata; Actinopteri; Atheriniformes; Melanotaeniidae. The transcript has 4 exons. The coding region runs from base 401 to 1249 and encodes 282 amino acids.
GCAACAGCCACAUCACAAGUCGGAAAAAAUUUAUUUGGGGGCGCUGCAGCCUCGGAACAUAUAGGAAAUACCAAGAAAGAUGUAGGUCAAAAGCCAUAAAGUGAAUAGGUUCUUGCGAGUCCUCCAACCAACUCUGCUGACACAAGUCCAGAAACCUACGAACUGGUUUUGCGCAUGGUCAGUAUCACCUCCGUUCUCCCUCUCUUCAUCCUCCUCACUCAUCAUCCAGCAGCAUCCAUCUCUCUAAUGUCCACAGCCGUGUGAUUCCCACCCGGUCGCAGCAUCAGCACCAGGAAGUGACAGCACCAGGAGUGAUGAGAGGAGAAAAACAUGGAAAUUAGUAGGCACCAAGUGGAGAGAAACCAGAACCGAUGUUUGGUGAAGACAUGAGCACACGUCGAUGGAGUCAACUCUAAACAGUGUAGAGCUCCGGGAGCUGCGUGGAGGCCGGAGAGGCCUUUCCCCAACGCCGGCACAUGGCCAUGCCUCCCAAGGCUUCGAGAACGCUUCCUACCAACAGGACGAAGAGCAGAACGUCAAGCAGGAGCAGGAGGAGCCGGAUGUAUCAACAACUUAUCCAUCCUCAUCGUUAGGCAACAGGAAGGUCAGUCAGCAGCAUCAGGAGGUUUCUCCUCAGUCUUAUGAUGAGGAGGAAGGAGGUGCAGGAGGAGGUGAGGAGCAGGAGGACGGUCAUGAUUUCACAGCGUUCAGCCCUGCUGACGACCACUCUGCAGACUACGGCUUCAUCUUGGCUUUGGUGUUCCUGGUAAGCGGGAUUGUCCUGGUGGUCAUCGCCUACACUAUCCCCAGGGAGGCCAAAGUCGACCCGGACUCUGUGUCGGCACGCCAGAUGGAGAAGUUGGAGAUGUACUAUGCCCAGCUGGGCUCCCACCUGGACAAGUGCAUCAUCGCAGGCCUGGGCCUGCUGACCCUGGGGGGAAUGUUCCUGUCAGUGCUGCUCAUGGUGUCCAUCUGCCGAGGUGAGAUGUAUCGACGGAGGGCAGCAUUCGUUCGACCCAAGAGGACUUAUGGUUCCAUAAACUUGAGGAUGAAGCAACUGGCGACCGGUGAAACAGAAGGAGGUGAAGGUAGAGAUGGAGGUGAGGAGUUUUUGGUGGAGCAUGCAGAGACAUGGAAUAACUUGCAGGUAGAGACAAACCGGGACUCUAGUUCAGAACCAGGGCCAAGCAGACAUCUUCCUCCUUCUUCUCCUGCUGCUGCUUCUCCUUCUGCUGCAUGUGGAGUCUAACUCUGCCACAUGUUCACUCUGCAGAUGUGUUACCUGCAACUGGGCAAGUGCCCACUUGCAAAUGGGAAUGCACAUGGUGCAGGUUCUCCCUUUGUGCACAUAAAGAAGCACAUGUUAAGGACGAGGCUUUCUGCUGGAGUGAC